CUCGGUUUCGUUUACCUUCAUUCAAUUCACAGCCUUUCCACCAGCAGCUAUUCACUACCACUAAGUGGCACUCUGCUUCAGAUAAGCAUCCACGGCUCCUCCCACAAAUGGCGAAUCCAUCUCGGGGCACGGUUUGGCCGCUACUUACAAAGAUCAAAUUAAAGACAAAUUUAUUCUAGUGACUGAUGGUACGUCUCAAAAUAGCCUUGGAGAAGAAGUCUGUCCAGCAAUUGCCGAAUUUGAGUCCAAGCCUUCUGAUUCUCGCGGGCCGCAAUGCUAAAAAGCUCGAAUUCACGACAAAUGCCAUUGCAAAGGUCAACCCCCAGGCAGCUACCAAAACUCUUAAUCUAAAUCUUCAAUGUCCAUUAGCGGACAAGGAAGCAGCCAAUAUUGUUCAUUCUCAGGAUGGCGUGCCACACAUUGACGUCUUCUGCCACAACGCAGCCAUCAUGGGUCCUGCAUACGGAAAUAUAAUGGACUGAUUCGAGAGGCAGCUGGACCUUGCAGACCACACCGGAGCGUAUCUUUCGGACUGCCAGGUUGCGAAUCCUUAUGUGCACCCCAUUAGACCUUGGGCAUGUAGUAAAGUCAAAGCUACGAAGCUGUGGAAGUAGACAUAGCAUUUUGCCAAUGCGAAAUUCUCAUUCUAUAUUAUGUAGGGUCAAUUGCAUUACAAACUUAGAAUUGAGCAUAUCUCCUCU
This is a messenger RNA of Trichoderma asperellum CBS 433.97, 701 nucleotides long. RefSeq lists its product as uncharacterized. NCBI's taxonomy places the organism in Eukaryota, Fungi, Ascomycota, Sordariomycetes, Hypocreales, Hypocreaceae. The record is from RefSeq and is a predicted model, not a curated record.